AUGAGAUGCACACAGUGGCCGCUGAUACACGCACGGUCCCCGGGUGCCGCUGGACUACAGCACUCGCUCGGGACCAGCGGGACCCGGCUCUUCACUCACGGCAUGUACUUGUGUGCGUGCGCGCUCGCGGAGGCUGCGCAGGAGAGACCGGUUUCUCCAGUGGAGCCUGCGCAGGAGUACAGCGAGUUCACACUGUCCACUGGUGGAGGCUCCUGGAUGACUUGA
Knipowitschia caucasica is the source of this 225-nucleotide messenger RNA. The record is from the annotation of a GenBank genome assembly. NCBI's taxonomy places the organism in Eukaryota, Metazoa, Chordata, Actinopteri, Gobiiformes, Gobiidae.